Arachis ipaensis is the source of this 3517-nucleotide messenger RNA. Its product is annotated as disease resistance protein RUN1. The record is from RefSeq and is a predicted model, not a curated record. NCBI's taxonomy places the organism in Eukaryota, Viridiplantae, Streptophyta, Magnoliopsida, Fabales, Fabaceae. Gene Ontology annotation, molecular function: ADP binding. Gene Ontology annotation, biological process: signal transduction; defense response.
CAGAAAAACUACUACCCUGCAAACUAACCAAAAGACACGUCCAUUGACUUUAAUAUAUAUAUAAAUCCCUUAUCCUCGGUGUGCAUCUCAUUUUCAUAACAACUAAUCCUUAUUUCUGCAUUGCUUAUUCCUUAUUGACUGUGCACACUUACAAUGGAUUGCAUGAGAAUCCAAAGCCCCUUGUCUGUUGAGAAGAAUUGGAAAUAUGAUGUGUUUGUGAGUUUUAGAGGGGAGACUCGCUUCAACUUCACCGAUCAUCUUUAUGCUGCUCUCCGCAGACACGGCAUACUUGCCUUCAGGGAUGAUACCAGGCUCGAGAAAGGAGGACCUAUAUCAUCAGGCCUUCUGGAAGCUAUUGAAGGAUCACAGAUUCUGAUUGUUGUCUUCUCUAUUAACUAUGCUUCUUCCACAUGGUGCUUGCGAGAACUCGCACAGAUAGCUGACUGCAUUAACAUACCGGGACAGUGUGUUCUGCCUGUUUUCUGUGAAGUGAGUCCAUCUGAGGUGAGAAAGCAAAGUGGAAAUUAUGAAGAAGCCUUUAUGAAACAUGAACAAAGAUUCAAAGAUGAUGGUGAGAUGAUGGAGCAAGUGCGAAGAUGGAGGGCGGCUCUAACACAAGUAGCUAAUCUCUCUGGCUGGGAUGUGAAGAAGGAUAAGUCACAAUCUGCUGAGAUUGAAAAUAUUGUGAAAAUGGUAACAAGCAUAGUGAGUCCCAAACCAUCAUCAAAUCUAUCUGAUGAUAUAGUUGGGAUGCAUUCUCCUCUACAAGAGUUAGAAAAGCUUCUUGUUUUGGACUCAGAGGAUGAUGUUCGAGUUGUUGGAAUUUGUGGAAUGGGCGGCAUAGGAAAGUCAACUCUUGCCACCAUUUUAUAUGAAGCAAUCUCUCAUCAAUAUGAUGUUCCAUGUUUUGUAGAUGAUGUAAGCGAAACAUACAGACAUUAUGGUCCACUUGGUGUACAAAAGCAACUUCUUUGUCAAGCUUUCAAGGAAGAAUAUUUUCUUAUAUGCAAUCUUUCAUUGGCAAAUAAUAAUCUGAUUCAAACUAGGUUACGCCAUAGAAAGGUUCUGAUAGUUCUUGAUAAUGUUGAUGAGGGGAUUCAAUUGGAGAAGUUGGCUAUAAAACGGGAAAGGCUAGGUAGAGGGAGUAGAAUAAUCAUAGUUUCUAGAGAUGAGCAUAUAUUGAGAGAGUAUGGAGUGGAUGGAGUUUAUAAAGUUCAACUCUUAAAUGAUGAGAAUGCUCUGCAAUUGUUUUGUAGAAAAGCUUUCAAAUGUAAUCAUGUUGCACAAGAUUACAGACGUUUGACAAAUUCUGCAUUAACAUAUGCUAAUGGACUCCCGUUAGCAAUUAGAGUGUUGGGCUCAUUUUUGUUUGGGCGAAAUGUGUCUGAGUGGAGUAGUGCAUUAGUUAGAUUGAAAGAAAAACCAACAAAAGACAUUCUAGAUGUGCUUAGAAUCAGCUAUGAUGGACUUGAGGAGAUGGAAAAGGAGAUGUUUCUUGAUAUUGCAUGUUUCUUUCCCGCUGGGCAUGAAGAUUGGUAUGUAGAAGAUAUUUUAAGUAUUCGAGGAUUUCAACCUGAUAUUGGUUUAAGAAUUCUCAUUGAUAAGUCACUCAUAACUAAUGAGGGGAAUACGAUCUGUAUGCAUGAUUUGUUGAGAGAUCUGGGUAGGAGUAUUGUUCGAGAAAAAUCGCCCAAAGAGCCAAGAAAGUGGAGUAGGUUAUGGAAUCAAAAGGAUCUAAGUGAUGUCUUGCGGGAAAAUAAGGCAGCGAAAAACCUUGAAGCCAUAGUUCUGCCAAGAUUUCAUCAAAAUAGAGAAGAGACGUCAGAAAGGACAACACUGAGGGUUGAAGCUUUAUCAGAAAUGAAGCUCCUUAAAUUACUCAUCCUCCGUGGAGUGAAUUUCUUAGGAUGUCCUAAUUUUCUCUCUAAUGAGUUGGGGUAUCUUGAUUGGAAAGACUAUCCUUUUACAUGUUUGCCAUCAAGCUUUCAGCCAAAUAAACUCGUUACAUUAAUCCUACAUUAUAGCAACAUCAAAGAACUAUGGGAGGGAAUAAAGGAUCUCCAUAAUUUGACAUAUCUGGAACUAUGUCAUUCCAAAAAUCUUGUAAAGAUACCAAAUUUAUCUCAGGCCCCAAAUCUUGAGUACAUAAAUCUUAAAGGAUGUGUGAAACUUGUUCACCUUGAUGCAUCUAUUGGUUCUCUGGAAAAGCUUCUUUAUUUGAAUCUAGAAAACUGUAAAAAUCUUGUGAGUAUUCCCAACAGCAUAUUUCAUCUUAAUUCUCUUCAUGAUUUAAACCUAUCUGGGUGUUGGAAAUUACUUAAAUAUCAGUUGUUAGAGAAACCAAGACAAAGCAAGCAGUUGAAUACAGGUCAAAGUGUGCAAAGCCAUAUGACAACCUCCAUAUGCAAAACUCUUACAAGGCCUCUCAACUUUUUGUCUUCUAGAAAGCGUGCCAAUUCAGUUGGUUUGUUGGUGCCUACUUUGUCCCGUUUCCCAGCUUUGGUAUAUCUUGACAUAAGUUUCUGUAAUCUAGUUCAAAUCCCUGAUGCUAUUGGACAGUUACGUUGUUUAAGACGUUUAAACAUAGGGGGAAACAAUUUUGUUACACCACCUCAUUGCAUCAAGGAACUUCCCAAGCUAAGGCAGUUGAACUUGGAGUACUGUAAGCAUCUAAAGUUGUUGCCUAGUACCUUUAUGCCGAUAGGAGGUACCAGUGGAAGAGGUUUCUAUGGAGGAAUAUAUGUUUUCAACUGCCCGAAUUUGAGUGACACGGAAGGUUGUGGUGUGACAGUUAUUUCAUGGAUGAUAAAAAUGAUUCAGGUGAACCUGCAAUGCUCUUUCUCCACAUGCAUAAUUGAUGCUGUUGUUCCAGGAACUAAAAUUCCAAGGUGGUUCAGCAAACAGAACACGGGUGAUUCAGUGAGCCUUGAUCCAUCUCCCAUUGUGGAUGACAAUAAUUGGAUUGGCAUUGCUUGUUGUGUAACAUUUGUUGUGCACGAUACUCCAACUCAAUUGCUUGAAGAAGCCAUAUAUCCUCCCGCUCUAAUUAGUUGUGGUUUUCGUCGUAAAGGGUAUGGGGGCAUUUAUCGCUAUGUUCCAAUACGUCUUAAGAAAGAUUUGAUCACAACUGAAUUAGAUCAUAUGUUGCUAAUAUUUGUAUCCCGGGAAGCUUUCAUUAAUGAGAAUACAAGUAAUGCAAAAGAAGGAACAUCUGAUCUUCGUGGUAUUGUAUUGGACAGCAUGGGUAAUUAUCCAGAAGUAGAAGUGAAGAGGUGUGGUUACCGUUGGGUAUUUAAGGAAGAUUUGGAACAAUUUAACCCAACAAUGAUGUUUAGCGCCAAUUCUUCAGCUCAGAGUCCCAACCACAAGUUUCUGGCAAUUGAAGAUCACCAAUAAAUAGCAUUCUCUUAUUAUUUAAUGGUUCAGUUCUUCUACUGCCUUUUCCUUUACAUUUACAAAUCGGUUAUUGUAAUUUACUAAUUUAAAUCUUUUUUGAUUAAACUACUAUAACAUAAAC